AUGGAAGCGACCAGGCGCCUGCUCCUGCGGCAACGCUGGGGCUUCCUGGCCCCAUGGUGCUACGAGCGUCUGCAUGUCGAAGAGAAGGCGUGGGACGCGCCGCAGCGCCACCUGUUGGGGCUGGAGGAGGAUGACGACCUGCAGAGCAAGAACUUUGAUCUGGCGCAGUUUUGUGGAACCGCCCAACGUGAAAAUUCCAGUUCAGAAUAUCGCAGUGCGAUGGCCAUGAUCUCGGUGCUGGAUGCAAGUGUGAAGUCUGAUAAGCUCGGCGUGGACAUCAAAAUCCCCGUUCGAGUAAUUGAUGAUGAUCAAGAAUAUUAG
Messenger RNA from Phytophthora sojae, 321 nucleotides. RefSeq lists its product as hypothetical. Lineage: Eukaryota; Oomycota; Peronosporomycetes; Peronosporales; Peronosporaceae. Bases 1 to 321 code for a protein of 106 amino acids. The transcript has 3 exons. The record is from RefSeq and is a predicted model, not a curated record.